AAUGCUCCAAGGCAACAGCUGAUUCCAUUGAUUCCUUUCAAUAGUAACAAUGAAUGGGUCAAAUAAACCCCGCUUACGCGAUUGAACUUGCCCCGGUAUAGCAUACCUUUAGCUCAAUCGAUUGGCAUUAGUCCAUUCGUGUAAGGACCAAAAUGGAGACAGGAGGACUGAGAAACAGGGACUUGAGUCCUUCUUUAAAGGAUAAAUUAAAAGCUCAUUAUGACACGAGAGGGAAGAUUUUUGAAGGACCACGCCUUGAGACAGCUGGGACAAUCGGAGCCACAUUUCUCUGGUGCCAGACCGUCGGUUUGGUACUCAUCUCAAUAUUUAUCAUAUUCCCUGAACUGUAUCCGGAGGACCACGUAAACAUGUCGGGAUUUAUUCUAUUUCUCUUUGCGGAGAUUGCCGUUAAUUGGGUUUUGGCAGCCCGGAUGAAACCAUCGGUUUACACGGGUGACCGUCAAGAAAAUGGUUCAUCUUCUACAAUGUCAAAUAACAAUGCAAUCCUUCAUCCACCAAACCAAGGAGCGCUGAUGACUCGGACAGACGACUGGUCCUACUGUCUCCAUUGUCAGCAGGAUGCCCCACCGAGAUCACACCAUUGUAAAGUUUGCCAGUGCUGCAUAAUGAAACGAGAUCAUCAUUGCUUCUUCACGAACUCCUGCAUCGGACACUUCAACCAGAGAUACUUCAUUGUACAUGUCUUCUACGUUGCCAUUGGAACAGCAUGCUGCUUGUACUGGCUUGGGGCAUACUUGGACAAGUUUGUGCCAUUCCUAAGCAGUGACAUUGUCGCCUACAUUCCGUUGGUCCAGAUUGUCAUGUUCUUCCUUGGAAAGAUAUCGCUCCUGAACAUGUUACUUAUCAUACUUCUCUACCUCACUUUGUUCUGUUGCGUUUGUGGUACUGGAUUCUUUCUUUGGGAAAUGGCUGUGGUCGUGAGUGGACAGACCUCGUAUGAAGCCUGGAAACUCAUAAGGAAGUACAAAUGUGGAAGCCUUUUUGCAAGAUUGCGUGCCGUAUUUGGACCAUUCUGGCUUCUCAGUUUCAUAAUUCCGCUUCCAGUUAAGCAGCCUGGAGAUGGAAUUCACUGGGAAUUGGCCAAAGCCACAAAGCGAUGGUAGGACGCCCUCUAUGAACAAUCAAAUGACAUUGUUUAGUCCUUGUUUAUUGGCUUGGCACUAUAAAACGAAUAUUCCUGAAAAAUAGCUAUUUUCUCUCAAAAUAAAGUAAUGUUGCAUAGAACAGUAUAUGAGAUGCCAAGUCCAAUCACUGCCAUAAUCAUGGUCAUCAUUUCUGUUAUUUUGCCUGAAAAGCAGUUUGUAUAGUAUCCACUCUGAUAAUGAUUAGCGGGUCUGUUUCUCCAAAACAACAUAUUUACAAAGCUAAGCCUUGAAAAAAAUGAUUAUCAUUAAUCCUCUUAAUUAGUCCCAUUUCUAAAAUGCGUUUUGGCUUGUAUCAUUAAACAUGCUGGAAGUGGGAGUUUUACCAAAAUCUCCUUCCAGGUACCAGCAAUAUCUGUUGCUCAGCAACCAGUUACAACACAUUUGUUUGAAACUGGUUGUAAAUUGUAAACAUGUUUUGACUAGCCUAGUCCUUACAGUACCUAAAAAUAUAACUUUGAUCAUUACUAUUUGCUCAUUUUUUUAAUGAUGAUAUCGAGUAUUUUGAGAAUCACCAGCAAGAAAUACGGUUUUUAUCUAUUUUAAGAUGUUUCAGCUCUAGUCAUCCUUAGGAUACAUCCAUUUUAUCAUAGUUCAGUCUCAGAUUUUUAGAAUUUUUAGUGCCAAUAUUGGCAAAAGACAUAUCUUUGCACAUCAUUAGACAAUUUAGAUAUUACAUGUAAGAUCAAGGUGUAUGUUAUGGCACAAUUUAUACUGGCACUCGAAAACUAUGUCACCUGAAUCUUCGGAAGACCACAAAUAUUUCUGAUAUUGCACUUCAACCACCAAGUACUUGUUUAUCUCCAGUCUUCAAACAUAUCAUUGUAUUGCUCACAUCUACAUGUAAAAAUACUUUUAUCCAUCGAUAUAUAUCAUUUAGCAUGUAUUAGAUAAUAAAGAUAGAACAUUUUUAUAAUUGAAAAGCCAUUGUUUGUUUUAGGGUGAAGUGUGCUUCUCUAAUGAGGACACGGCUUCGAGGGAAAGAUGUUUUCCUGAUUUGAGAGGCGUCUUGAUUAAAGAGACAAAAUCAAAUCGAACGAAGCAAUAUCGGUGUUCUUGGUGGGUGUCCUCACAAAGGCGUCAGUGGAGGGAGGACCAUG
Messenger RNA from Lineus longissimus, 2263 nucleotides. RefSeq names its product palmitoyltransferase ZDHHC22-like. The transcript has a single exon. Lineage: Eukaryota; Metazoa; Nemertea; Pilidiophora; Heteronemertea; Lineidae. Gene Ontology annotation, molecular function: palmitoyltransferase activity. The coding region runs from base 153 to 1124 and encodes 323 amino acids. Gene Ontology annotation, cellular component: Golgi apparatus. The record is from RefSeq and is a predicted model, not a curated record. Gene Ontology annotation, biological process: protein palmitoylation.